AUGGCGGAAUUGGCAGUUGCUACUCUUCCACACAAUAAUCCUCUAUACUUACAGGUUUCAAAUGCACCAGGUGUAGCUCUAAUUACGACUAAGCUCACAGGUCCAGAAAAUUAUGGCCUUUGGAGCAGAUCGUUCAGGCUUGCUUUACUGGUGAAGAAUAAACUCUGUUUUGUUGAUGGAACUUGCUUAAAAAGCUCGUACACAGGAGAUCUAGCAGCUCAAUGGGAAAGGUGCAACGCCGUUGUACUUUCAUGGAUCAGCAGUACAGUAGCUUCAGAAUUACUCACUACUAUUGUAUACGCGUCAAAUGCAAAACGACUUUGGGACGACUUUAAGGAAAGUGUUAAUCAAGCAUAUGCCACAGCAGUUCAAGAGGAAAGUCAGAGAUUGUUGAGUGUUGUGGAGAUUCAUAUGGAACCCUUCACUAUGCUGGCUAAUCGAAAGCCAGUUUUCAGAGGAAAAAAGUUACUGGAUAAUCCAUGUGUGCACUGCGGUUAUAGGAACCACUUGAGUAAGGAUUGUUACAGAAUAAUUGGAUAUCUAACUUAUUUCAAUAGCAAGAGAAAGCCAGAUGCAUCCAACAGUUCUAAAUCCACUGGUUGUUUUCAACAUGAUUCUACUGGUCUCAAGUCUUCUACUAACUAUGUUGCUUCUGUAGGACAGGUACAUGCUCUCACACUUACAGAAGAAGAAUAUAAUCAUGUGCAGAACCUUAGACACAAUUCAGGUCAUACAAAUGCAGGCGAUGAAGAUGAUCUUAAAACCGAUUUCAGAGGUAAUGUAUCAGUUACACCUAAUGUUUGUGAACAUGAGUGGAUCAUUGACUCUGGCAACAGGGAUCCUAUUGCAGGCAUAGGUUGCUCUACUAUCCUGGGUGAUCACACACUGAAGGAUAUUUUGCUUGGUAUUUACAGUGAGAAGGUGAUUGGGAUUGGUAGAGAAGAUGAAGGCUUGUACUUGUUAAAAGACACCAUUAAUACAGUGACUACUGCUACAAUAUAUAAUGAUAACUUCACCACAUUGUGGCACUUGAGGCUUGGUCAUCCUUCCCUGACAGCAAUGCAACAUAUUCCAUCUUUGACUGGCAACUUGUCUACUCUUCCUUGCUGUCAUAUCUGCCCUCAAGCUAAGCAAAGUAGACCUAGUUUUCCUUCUAGUUUGCAUAAAUCUAGUGUUAUAUUUCAGUUGGUUCAUAUAGAUGUAUGGGGUCGCUAUAGGACUCCAACUUAUGACAAGAAGCAAUACUUUAUGACCAUAGUUGAUGAUCACAAAUGGGGUGGUGGAAAGAAGCAUAGACACAUACUCAAUAUUGCCAGGGCAUUAAGAUUUCAAGCCUCAAUUCCUAUCUCUUAUUGGGGUCAUUGUGUCAAGGCAACAGUAUACUUAAUCAAUAAACUUCCUACAACUGGUUUGCAAGGAAAGUCCUCCCAUGAAUUAUUGUAUGGUACUCCACCACACCUAGAUCAUCUAAGGGUAUUUGGUUGCCUUUAUUUCACAUCUGUACUGCCUAAAUCAAAUAAAUUUUCUCCUAGAGAAAAGAAGGGUGUUUUCAUGGGCUAUGCAGAAACUCAAAAGGGAUAUAGAGUGUUUGACCUUGAGAUGCAUUCUUUUCAUAUUAGUAGGGAUGUUACCUUUGUAGAACAUGAGUUUUCUUUCCAGUCUGACUCAUCUCCUAUGGCCCUGCAUGAUCUCCUGGAACCCCUUUUUACUCCUUUAUCACAAACAUCCAUUCCUACUCUAUUUGACACAAGUCUUGGAGUGCAAGUUGAAUGUGCAGAGGAGGUUUCAACUCCUCCUUGUACAGCUACUGAUGUCUCUCCUCCUAGUGCAAUACCUCCACCAUCUGCUGAGCAUACCACCUCUACACCUGAUAUGGAAAUUGUUGCACCUUCUACUACAAGACCCAAUAGGUCUGUUAGGCCUCUCAUUUGGCACCAGGACUAUGUUGUAUCCAACCCCCAAAAGCAAGUUCAUUCUACUUGUCUUUAUUCUAUUGGAGACUAUGUUGUCUACUCCAAGUUGAGUUGUUCCUAUAAGUCAUUUUUAACUGGUCUUUCUAAUUCUUCUGAGCCUACCACCUUUAAAGAAUCCUCCAGUAGUAAAAAGUGGGUUGCUGCUACGAAAGAUGAAAUUGCAGCCUUAGAGCAAAAUAACACCUGGAAAAUGGUGGACAUUCCUCAUGGAAAAAAGGCUAUUGGCUCUAAAUGGGUAUACAAAAUCAAACUUCAGGCUAAUGGUGAGGUUGAAAGGUACAAAGCAAGGCUUGUUGCAAAAGGUUAUAAUCAGCAUGAGGGUCUGGAUUAUAAUGAGACAUUCUCCCUUGCAGUGUUUUGGACGGCGAGAGGCGACAAAAGGCGACAAGGGCCUGCCUCGCCACGCGGCGAGGCGAGCGGCGAGGCGAUCGCCUUUUUGAAUCAAGGCGCCAAUUAA
Solanum verrucosum is the source of this 2430-nucleotide messenger RNA. RefSeq lists its product as uncharacterized. The record is from RefSeq and is a predicted model, not a curated record. Lineage: Eukaryota; Viridiplantae; Streptophyta; Magnoliopsida; Solanales; Solanaceae. Bases 1 to 2430 code for a protein of 809 amino acids. The transcript is spliced from 5 exons.